AUGCCCAGUCCAACUAAGACGCCCAAGAGGUGGUCAUUUUUCGGUUUGGACCCUUUCAACGCAACUGCAUCACCACUUCGCACGAGACCAGUGAGCUCCAGCUCUUCAGACUCUGGAUCCAAGCCAACUAGCUCAUCUUCCUCGUCUACAUCGGAGCCAUAUUCGGAAUCGGUUGGCUUAUCAGAACUUUCGGACCACACCGGCCAAAAGGCAGACGGCAAGAAGUCUAAGAAGAAGAAGAAGGUCAAGAACUGGGCAGGAUCAAUCCUAGCACGAAAGAGCAAACCGCGGAACAAGAAGUGCAAAGACCUGGAUCUCACGGGCGAGUCUGCCCGCCAGUUCGAGACAAUCGAGCAGAAGGAUGAGCCCCUCACACUCUUGGUGGAACCCGAAGUGAAUGUCGAACCGGUAACACCUACACUCAUGGUCACGGACACCUCCAGCCAGCCUCAGAGCUUACAAGAGUGGAAGCCGCGCCCGGCUUCGGCCCAAGAAGACACAUCUUUCCCCAUGAUUGAUCUGGAUGCCGCGCUGGGUCCUUUCAAUACGCCUCUUGCGAAUAAUCCUGAAUGGGACGCCGCACAAAAAGCCGCAGCCUCUACCAAGCGCCAGCUACACAGCGCCCAGGGUAUGAAGGGCUUCAGUGGACCAGGGAUGCACUACCACCGCCGCGCUGAAAGCGCCCCUGAGAUGGUACCCUUCGAUGUGGGCCGUUUCGGCAUACAUCGUUUUGGCAGCAGUUCGACAAUGGCCGACGUGUUCGAGGAGGAUGAAGAAGACGACGAACACCCUGGCAAGUGCGCAUCACUAUACACAAGCAGUCGUGCCAACAGAGGCGAGUUUAACGACAGCGCGGAAUCCUCUGGCGACGAGGCGACACCGCCCGCUACCACUAAAGUACAGCAGCCUAUUCUCGACGACACUCCUACCAGUGGCCCUGAUGGCAGCAUCAGCCGUGAUCUUGUUACUGGGACGGACGCAACGAUGGCAGAACUCAAGAUGAGCGCGGAGACGGCGCCCAUUUCCCUGCAAGAGGACGUCAUCGUUGAAGAGCCCGUUACCCAGAUCCCUGAAUUCCGUACCGGCUCCAUCUUCAACGAAAAAGCAGAGUCUACUGGUUCUGCGACUCCGUCUCCCCGCAGAAUUCUCGCGGGCAAGGACCUGGCCCCUGUCGACGUCAGUCCUCUUCACCUUCCGACUCCUUCGCACGUUCCCGUCAGUCCGUAUUCGAUGAGCCACGCCUCAUCUUUCCCAUCACCUCGUUCGCCCAUGUCCUAUGACGCUCAGCGGAUUUCUACGGCACCAUCUUCAGUCAAUGAGGAAAACAACUUCCAGUCUCUGCUUCUCGGGGAGCCAGGCCCAGAAGUCAGGCUUUCCGUAGAUAUACCGUCAUUGACCUCCAGCCACUCAACCAUGACAAGGGACAGCUCAUUUGCCACCAGCUCUCAAUUGAGACAGGAGCCUGUACGACCCGACCAACAGCGACCGGUCUCAGUAUCUUCAGCAGCCUUCGGGCGGCGGCGAUCCAGCCUUGCCAGUCUUAGCAGACUUAUCAGCAGUUCUCACGGAGAGCGUAGCAAGCUAUCAAUGGAGGUCUCAUACGAUGGCGAGGGUGAUAAGAAGCACAAGUCCAGCAAGUCGAAACGACUCAGCCGGAUGAUGCGUUUCUGGAAGCCCAGCAAAGAGGAGACUUCAUCCUAG
Messenger RNA from Colletotrichum fioriniae, 1701 nucleotides. RefSeq lists its product as uncharacterized. Lineage: Eukaryota; Fungi; Ascomycota; Sordariomycetes; Glomerellales; Glomerellaceae. The record is from RefSeq and is a predicted model, not a curated record.